UCCUUUCUCUCUCUCUAGAAAUUAAUUAACGUUGGUAAACUGCUAUGGAUAUUAUCGUCUCAACUAAGAGGCAAAAACAGACAGACAAACCGUACAAAGGAAUAAGGAUGAGAAAGUGGGGUAAGUGGGUAGCCGAGGUUCGAGAACCCAACAAACGUUCAAGAAUUUGGCUCGGUUCUUAUUCUUCACCCCUUGCCGCCGCGCGUGCUUACGACACCGCCAUGUUCUACCUGAGAGGUCCGACCGCCCGUCUUAAUUUCCCCGAAUACCUCAUCGGACAAGAACAACUCUUGGAUAUCUCAACCGCUGCUAUUAGGAAAAGAGCUACCGAAGUCGGCGCCCGUGUCGACGCUAUUGAAACCUCCCGCCGCCCCCCUCUCCAACGCAGCAACGUUUCCGAUAUUAAACCUGAUUUGAAUGAGUACCCUGAACCGGAAGAUGAAUCCGAGACUGUUUGAUUGCUGAAAUUUCCCGGAGAUAUGGUGGCCGGAAUCUGCUCUCUCUCACACACACGCACACAAAGAGGAAUAGUGGGAUUGACGUCACGCUUACAAUUGGAGCUUGUUUGAUUUUAUUUUAUUUUUGGGUUGUAUAAAAUCUUAAUUUUACUUAAUUUUGUUCACAUAUUAAAGUAAUAGUAAAUAAGGGUAUUUUGAUA
Impatiens glandulifera is the source of this 658-nucleotide messenger RNA. Its product is annotated as ethylene-responsive transcription factor RAP2-1-like. Gene Ontology annotation, biological process: regulation of DNA-templated transcription. Bases 45 to 458 code for a protein of 137 amino acids. The record is from RefSeq and is a predicted model, not a curated record. Lineage: Eukaryota; Viridiplantae; Streptophyta; Magnoliopsida; Ericales; Balsaminaceae. Gene Ontology annotation, molecular function: DNA-binding transcription factor activity; DNA binding. The transcript has 2 exons.